Messenger RNA from Apaloderma vittatum (bar-tailed trogon), 3679 nucleotides. Its product is annotated as inositol 1,4,5-trisphosphate receptor type 1-like. The annotation marks the transcript as partial. Gene Ontology annotation, cellular component: membrane. Gene Ontology annotation, biological process: transmembrane transport; calcium ion transport. The record is from RefSeq and is a predicted model, not a curated record. Lineage: Eukaryota; Metazoa; Chordata; Aves; Trogoniformes; Trogonidae. Gene Ontology annotation, molecular function: monoatomic ion channel activity. The transcript is spliced from 18 exons.
CAUUCGUUCUUCUGCCGCCUGACGGAAGAUAAGAAGUCUGAAAAGUUCUUUAAGGUUUUUUAUGAUCGCAUGAAAGUGGCGCAGCAAGAAAUCAAGGCUACUGUCACAGUCAAUACUAGUGACUUAGGAAACAAAAAGAAAGAUGAAGACUCAGACAGAGAUGCACCGAGCAGGAAAAGAGUGAGAGAGCCAAUGACUCAAAUUACCGAAGAGGUCCGGGAUCAGUUACUGGAGGCUUCUGCAGCCACAAGAAAAGCUUACAACACGUACCGGCGGGAGGCUGAUCCCGAUGACCAUUAUUCGCCGGGAGAAGGGGCACAGGCUGCGGCGGACAAGAGCAAAGAUGAGCUGGAGAUGAGCGCUGUCAUCUCGAUAAUGCAGCCCAUCCUCCGGUUCUUGCAGCUGCUCUGUGAAAACCACAACCGGGAUUUGCAGAAUUUCCUUCGCUGCCAGAACAACAAGACGAACUACAACUUGGUGUGCGAGACGCUGCAGUUCCUGGACUGUAUCUGUGGAAGCACCACUGGUGGACUCGGGCUUCUCGGUCUGUAUAUAAAUGAGAAAAACGUAGCACUGAUCAACCAGACGCUGGAAAGCUUGACCGAAUACUGCCAGGGGCCCUGCCACGAGAACCAGAACUGCAUUGCUACUCACGAGUCCAACGGCAUUGACAUCAUCACAGCAUUAAUUCUCAAUGACAUCAACCCUUUGGGAAAGAAGAGGAUGGACCUUGUGCUGGAACUAAAGAACAACGCUUCAAAACUGCUCCUGGCCAUCAUGGAGAGCAGGCACGACAGCGAGAACGCGGAGAGGAUCCUCUACAACAUGAGGCCCAAGGAGCUGGUGGAAGUGAUAAAGAAGGCGUAUCUGCAAGGAGAAGUCGAAUUUGAGGAUGGAGAGAACGGGGAAGAUGUUGCGGCAUCUCCCAGGAACGUGGGACACAACAUUUAUAUAUUAGCCCACCAGUUGGCUCGUCACAACAAAGAGCUGCAGAACAUGCUGAAGCCGGGAGGUCAGAUCGAAGGAGACGAGGCUCUGGAGUUCUACGCCAAGCACACGGCACAGAUUGAGAUCGUCAGGUCGGACCGCACCAUGGAGCAAAUCGUCUUCCCCGUGCCCAGCAUCUGCGAAUUCCUCACGAAGGAGUCCAAGCUGCGCAUAUAUUACACCACGGAGAGGGACGAGCAAGGCAGCAAGAUCAACGACUUCUUCAUGAAAUCGGAAGACCUCUUCAACGAGAUGAACUGGCAAAAGAAAUUGCGAGCUCAACCUUUCCUCUACUGGUGUGCUCGCAACAUGUCCUUCUGGAGCAGUAUUUCCUUUAACCUGGCUGUCCUUAUGAACCUGCUCGUGGCGUUUUUCUAUCCGUUCAAAGGAAUUCGAGGAGGGGCCAUCGUUUUCCCUCUCCCGAAGCCUCACGGCAUCCGAGCCUUAAUCGCUUCCACGAUAUUACGGCUAAUAUUUUCGGUUGGUUUACAGCCGACUUUAUUUCUUCUGGGUGCGUUCAACGUUUGUAAUAAAAUCAUUUUCCUGAUGAGUUUUGUGGGUAACUGUGGAACCUUCACUAGAGGCUACAAGGCGAUGAUCAUGGACGUAGAGUUUCUUUAUCACCUGCUGUACCUGCUGAUUUGUGCGCUGGGGCUCUUCGUACAUGAAUUCUUUUACAGUUUGUUGCUCUUUGACCUGGUGUACCGAGAAGAGACCUUGCUCAACGUCAUCAAGAGCGUCACUCGCAACGGGCGCUCCAUCAUCCUGACCGCCGUGCUCGCCCUCAUCUUGGUCUACCUGUUCUCCAUAGUGGGGUACCUCUUCUUCAAAGAUGACUUUAUCCUGGAAGUAGACAAGCUCCCCAAUGAAACCUCGUUGCCAGAUCGCACGGAACCAGGGGAGACCAUGACCGGGGAGUUUCUUUAUUCAGAUGUAUGCAAAGCAGGUAGCAGUGACAACUGUUCUUCAAUCAUUCCUUCAGACCAACUGGUGGCUGAAGAAACGGAGGAAGAGAAUAAAGAGCAUACGUGCGAGACGUUGCUGAUGUGCAUUGUUACUGUACUGAGUCACGGGCUCAGGAGUGGGGGUGGAGUAGGUGAUGUGCUCAGGAAACCAUCCAAGGAGGAACCUCUCUUCGCUGCUAGAGUGAUAUAUGAUCUGUUGUUCUUCUUCAUGGUCAUCAUCAUUGUCCUCAACCUGAUCUUUGGCGUGAUCAUUGACACUUUUGCCGAUCUAAGGAGCGAGAAACAGAAGAAAGAAGAAAUUUUGAAAACCACUUGCUUCAUUUGUGGUUUGGAAAGAGACAAAUUUGACAACAAGACGGUCACGUUUGAAGAGCACAUUAAAGAAGAGCACAACAUGUGGCAUUAUUUGUGCUUUAUUGUGUUGGUGAAAGUAAAAGAUUCAACGGAAUAUACAGGACCAGAAAGUUACGUGGCAGAAAUGAUCAAGGAGAGAAACCUGGACUGGUUCCCCCGGAUGCGAGCCAUGUCGCUCGUGAGCAGCGACUCGGAGGGGGAGCAGAACGAGCUGAGGAACUUGCAGGAGAAGCUCGAGUCCACCAUGAAGCUUGUGACCAACCUCUCCGGCCAGCUCUCAGAGCUUAAAGAUCAGAUGACGGAGCAGAGGAAGCAGAAACAGCGCAUCGGUCUCCUAGGACACCCUCCGCCCAUGAAUGUGAACCCGCAGCAACCGGCGUAAGGCAGGGGGGGUCCCAGAACCCCUCUGGCAGCAGCACCAAGUCACGCUAACCCCGAGCUCAGAUCCCGCCACCGAGGCUGCUUCUGCGUACGUUCGUUUUUGUAAAUAACCUGUUUUUAUACUGUAUGUAUAUGACUGCAACUCUAUAAAGUUUGGGGCGUGCAUCUUGUAAUUAGAACCGCUGGCACCAGGACGGAGGUUGAACUUUGUGCCAAAACUAUCAAAAAUUGCCUUUUUUUUUUUUUUUUUUCUUCUUGGAAGGACUAAAGAGAGCACCUGAAUUGCACUUGAAAAGAAUAUUUAACUACGUGACAUGUAUUUUGUAUUUAAAAAGAAGAAAUAGAAUAGCUGGUAUUUAUGUUUUUAUACAAUUGUGCAAUAUGAAUUAUGCAAUCACUAUAUAUUUGUAACUCCUGAAUGUCCUAAAGGGAGUGCACAUCUUUCAAUCUGGUGUGUUAGUACAAUGUAAUAAAUGGUAUAAAAUUACAGGUGUAAAUGAGGCUGCUGCAAAAUUGUGUAUCUGGUGAUUUUUCAUACCCUUGGACAUUUUUGUACCAUGUGUGUAAAUACCUUGCAAUGCCAUAUCUGUUGCCUCUUCCUCCCAGAGAUGACGCUGGGAAUCUGUGAGCUGUUAAAAUUGGUAUCACUUAAAGCAAAAAUGUUACUUUGAAGCUUCCAAACGAGGAAAGCAGGAGGUAUUUUUCAAGUGACUUGUUCAAAGUACUGAGGCUAGAAGAGCUCAGAUACCGGGUUUUUUAAACGCUAAGAUUUCUUAAAGGGAACUUUUUAUGCAAAAUGAAGUUUGGGAUGAGGAUGCACUUACUGGUGUGUCGGUGCAGUUUCCUACGGGCAUUUUGUGCCACGACACCGAAAACUUAUCACGAGGCUGUCCAGGCUUUGCGUUCUCAGUGUGUAGGAUCCUUUUCCCUUUUUUUUUUUCUUUUUAUUAGAGACCUACGUGCCUGCUACAGCUGUAGCAAACAGGCAUUGC